UCUGCUGCGUUAAGGGAGAAAAAAUGUUAAAAAAUAAACCACUGAUUUUGUAUUGAACUUUCAGUGACAACACUUAUACGCUAGGGCUAAGUAUGGUUGAUUGUUUAAUUUGAUCAUUGGGAAAAUACUAUUUUGUGUACGAUUCGUUAUUUGCCUUCAAAGUAGUUCAUCCAUAGUGUUCAUAUUUUCGGAUAGGAAUACAUGUAUUCGCUGUCAAAAUCUGGGACAGUCUCCUUUUCUGAAACAAGAUGCUUACUAAGCUGUCUACACUGUAUAAGACCACCAGCAUCCUACUAAAAGCUAACAUUGUAGCAGGUCGACCAACCAACUUCAUCAGAAUGGCCAGUUCACUGAUCAAAGACAAGGCUUUUGUAAAUGGGGAAUGGAUAUCAGCUAAAAGUGGAGCAACAUAUAAUGUGACCAACCCAGCCACAGGUGAGGUUGUAGGCUCAGUGCCGGACAUGGGAGUAGCUGACACAGAAGAUGCUAUUCAGAAAGCCUACAAGGCUUAUCAGACAUUCAAGAAAACAACAGCCAAGGAGCGCAGUGAAAAGUUGAAGAAGGCAUACAAACUUAUGAUGGAAAACAAGGAGGAGUUAGCAAGGAUUAUCACACUUGAAAAUGGUAAGCCUCUGGCUGAAGCAAAUGGAGAGAUCAUGUACGGAGCAGGAUUCUGUGAGUGGUUUGCUGAGGAGGGGAGGCGUGUCCAAGGUCAUGUUGUGGCCAGCCCAUUCCCCACCAAGAAAAUAUUCACCCUCAAGCAGCCCAUCGGUGUUUGUGCUAUGAUCACACCUUGGAAUUUCCCCAAUGCAAUGAUCACUAGGAAGGCAUGUGCCGCCAUUGCUGCUGGUUGCACUGUGGUGUUGAAGCCUGCUGAAGAUACUCCCCUGUCGGCGCUCGCUAUCUGUGAGAUAUUUGAGCAGGCUGGUAUCCCUAAGGGAGUGUUCAAUGUGGUAACAUGUGACCGUGGCAAUGCCCCAUCGGUGGGGAAACUGCUCUGUGAGAGUCCUCUUGUGUCCCUCAUCUCAUUUACAGGAUCAUCUGCUGUCGGAAAGAUUCUUAUGAAGCAAUCAGCAGACACAGUGAAGAAGUGCAGUAUGGAGCUUGGAGGCAAUGCUCCAUUCAUUGUGUUUGACUCUGCAGACCUUGACCUUGCUGUGAAAGGUGCCAUGUCAAGCAAGUUCAGGUGUACUGGACAGACAUGUGUAUGCGCCAACCGAUUCCUGAUACAAGAGGGAAUAUAUGAGAAGUUUGUGGCCCGGCUUGCAGAAGCAAUGGACAAGGAACUGAAAGUGGGCAAUGGUCUCACACAGGGAACCACUCAGGGUCCACUGAUAAACAAAAGGGCUGCUGACAAGGUAGCCACAUUUGUUGAGGAUGCGAAGUCCAAAGGGGCCAAUGUUGUUCGUGGCGGGCAGAGGAGUGAUGUUGGGGAGUCGUUUUACGAGCCCACCCUGUUGUCCAAUGUAACGUCAGGCAUGCUGGUGUCAAAGGAAGAAAUUUUCGGUCCGGUUGCUGGUGUUGCUAAGUUCAAAUCUGAGGAGGAAGCUAUAGCAUUGGCCAAUGGAACAUCAGCUGGCCUGGCAGGUUACCUGUACACUGGUGACUGUGCUCAACAGUGGCGUGUGGCUGAGGCCCUGGAGUAUGGUAUUGUGGGGGUGAACGAGGGGCUGUUUUCUACACCAGAGGCCCCGUUCGGAGGAUUCAAGGAGUCUGGACUGGGAAGGGAGGGUGGCAUUGGGUUCGGUAUUGAAGAGUACCUGGAGGUGAAGUAUAUGUGCCUUGGAGGCAUGUAAAUAUUUGACUGUGAUUGAGAACAAUAAUAUUGACAUGUUUUAUACAUGUAGUUGAAAAAAUGAAUCAUUUGGUAUUGUGCAUUCUUUUAAUUCAAUGCAUAUUGUUGUAACCAAGAUAUCUUAUUUAAGCUAUCACACUAUAAAGCAUGCAUUGUUACCUUGUAUAAAGGUAAAAUGUUGUUUUUUGUAAAAUAUCAUGAAAAUAUCAAAGCUUAUACAUGUAUUUGGUAUAUUGUUUUGUGUCUUAUGAACAGUUUUUAAGUUUUGUUGAAUUUUUUGAUGACAUCAUUCAACAUUUUGGUUAAAGAACAUUUCAUGCCUUGAAAUUAUCCGUUCAUUUAUUAAAUCAUGCUUAAACUUUAUUUUUAUGCCACAAAAGCUUCUUAAAAAUAUCAAUAAAUAAAAACAUAUUAAUACAUGUCUUUUCCUUAGGAUUAUUUUCUAUUUAAAACUCAAAAAAGAUAUCGGGUAACAACUUCCUUGCAAAUAAAGUUAAACCAAAUAGUGUUGUUCUAUUAUUCAGUAUUUAACUUAUUUAAACAGUAUAUACGCAAACAGCUGCCUUUUUAGCUAAUAAGAUAUAGUGCAAUUGAUCGAUGUAUAAAUGUUCUGAUAAGCCUUUGAAUUAUACAAUGUGCUAUAUUUUAUGAUGUAAAACCUCUCUCAUACAAAUGUUCUAAACAGUAUUUUUGCUAUAUAUUUUACAAUGCCAACUUUAAUUUGGCAUAAAGAAAUGAGCCAAACAAUUAUGGUAUUUUUACAUAAGUGUACAAGUAUACAAAUAUGACUGUCCAUUACUGCACUAUAAAUACAUGUAUACUAAAUCGCUUCUGACAGUUACUUUGAUGACUGUUCUUUAUUAUUUUUUGCAGAUUGUUUGUAUUGUAACGUACAUGCACUGUAUUCAAUGUUAUGUUUAACAAAUCAAGCAUUUUUUUAAUAAUAAAUAAGUUUCAUUCCA
Mya arenaria is the source of this 2757-nucleotide messenger RNA. RefSeq names its product succinate-semialdehyde dehydrogenase, mitochondrial-like. Gene Ontology annotation, molecular function: succinate-semialdehyde dehydrogenase (NAD+) activity. Lineage: Eukaryota; Metazoa; Mollusca; Bivalvia; Myida; Myidae. The coding region runs from base 249 to 1796 and encodes 515 amino acids. The record is from RefSeq and is a predicted model, not a curated record. Gene Ontology annotation, biological process: GABA catabolic process. The transcript has 12 exons.